AAAAAUUGUCUCUUCAGAACUCAUCAACAAAAAUUAAAAACUCAAAGACGAGGCUGUAGCAAACUACCUGACGUCAGCACGCUUUGUUGAAAUACGUAGAAAUAACGAAGAAGGAGGAAAUAACAAGGAAACGCACAGAGCAGCCUUCCAAAAUCUGGUCACARCAGUUUGGGAAGAAAAUGGCAGCAUCUGCUGACGAAAUGUCAACAUCCCUACARGUUGCAYGAUUGGGAGAUUGCGAAAGAAAUAUAUGUUAAAAAUUCUCUAAUAAGUUCCAGUCCUAAGAUAUUUGAUGUGCGAGCUGAUCAUCAGGCAGCAGCUUUCUACGGGAAAUAAGUAGUUAUUAGAACAUUUUCACAGCUGCAGCUAUAUUGAGUAAAUUCAUAUACAGUAUGCCAACAAAGUGGUAACCAUAAGUUUGUUUUGGAGCUUUACUCAAAUCUUGCUGCACGGUUUUAAAACGAAAUUCCUUGUAUGGAUAUUUCUGUACUGCACUUGAAUGUCUGCGCAGACACUGUUGUCUCUUUCCUAUAUUUAUUGUUGCUUGCUCCGAUCGUAGACUUUGAGGAUAAAGCCCUCGAGAAGCCCCUGAAGAUCAAGCUGAAAGUUGGAGGAAGUGAGGUGACGGAGCUCUCCGGUUCGGGCCUCGACUAUGACGACCGGUCGGACCACGAGCGAGAACGCCACAAAGAGAAGAAGAAAAAGAAGAAGAAGAAGUCUGAGAAAGAUAAAUAUGUGGACGACGAGGAGAGAAGGCGGCGGAAGGAGGAGAAAAGGAAGAAGAGAGAACGAGAGCAGAACGAGUCAGAGGCAGCAGCUGCCGCCUGUAGUGGAGCACCCGUUGAACCGUUCACACUGUCAAAAACUAUAAGUAUCUCAUUAGAGCCAGAAGAGAAGAGAAAAAAGAAAGAGAGGUUAGAAGCAGAGCCUGAAGUGGAAGAGUUUCACCCCAGUGUGAAGGUGGAAGUUGAACAACAAGGAGACCGACCRGUUAGAUCAUGUCGAACGCAACAAGAGAACGAGUCCACCCCUCGUCAGCAACUGCUCGAACACUUUCUGAGGCAGCUGCAGAGAAAAGAUCCACACGGAUUCUUUGCAUUCCCUGUGACGGACGCGAUCGCUCCCGGUUACUCGUCCAUCAUCAAACAUCCGAUGGACUUCAGCACCAUGAAAGACAAGAUUAGAAACAACGAAUACAACACAGUAACUGAAUUCAAGGCGGACUUUAAGCUGAUGUGUGACAAUGCCAUGGUCUACAACCGACCAGAGACCGUUUACUACAAGGCUGCAAAGAAGCUGCUUCACACAGGAUUCAAGAUGAUGAGCAAGGAGCGUCUUUUGGCGCUGAAACGCAGCAUGUCUUUCAUGCAGGACAUGGAUUUUUCCCAGCAGGCGGCCAUUUUGGGAGACGAAGACCUGACGGCCGAUCUCCCUCCUCCAGAGACGAUCCCCAUCCCCRUCGAGCCUUCCAAAAAGUCCAAAAAACAACCAGUCAAAGACAUGAAUUACCUUUUCGAACCUGAGGGGAACGCGUGCAGCUUGACUGACAGCACAGCAGAGGAGCACGUUCUGGCUCUGGUUGAACAUUCUGCAGAUGAAGCUCGAGAUCGCAUCAACAGAUACAUGCCAAACUCUAAGAUGGGUUACUUGCGUAAAGAUUCAGAUGGGUCUCUUGUGUACACUGUUGUGAAUCAGCUCGAUCCUGAUGCGGAAGAUGAGGAGACUCAUAAAGUGGAUCUGACGUCUCUGUCUAAUAAGCUUCUGCCUGGAUUGACAACAUUAGGUUUUAAAGAUGAUAGAAGACACAAAGUGACUUUUCUGAGCAGUGCCUACAACACCCAGAGCCUUCAGAAGAACUCCGUCUUUCCAGACUUGCAGUCAGACGAGAUAGAUAAGCUGUACUCAGCGUAUGGUGAUGAGACGGGGGUACAGUGUGCUCUGAGUUUGCAGGACUUUGUAAAGGGCUGUGGAGGCGUCACCAAGCGUUGGGUCGAUCAACUUCUGGACAAGAUGACAGGAGGCGAUCACUCAAAGGCUGUCAGUCAGAUUCGACAGAAAAGAAACAUGAUGUUGAAGCCUGACGAAACCAAGUCGAACAACUGUGACAUGCAGCUGUCAGACGGUGCUGGCCUCGGAGAGAGCAGCUCAGUCCUGGAUUUCAUGUCAAUGAAGAGCUAUCCUGACAUGUCUCUGGAUAUCUCCAUGCUGAACMCAUUAGGUAAACCAGUGAAAAAAGAGCCCGGGAACGACGAAGGCCACCAGCAUUUUGACGACACCGAUAAGCUGCUGCAGGAGUUCCAGGAGGCUCAGGUGGACCGAGUCUGCUCCAGACCUUCAUCCAACUUGUCCUCCCUUUCCAAUGCCUCUGAAAGAGACCAGCACCACUUAGGCAGCCCGUCACACCUGGGUGUUGGAGAUCACUCUGAAAUGAUUCACGAUCCCUACGAGUUCCUGCAGUCUCCGGAGCCGGAGGGCUCGACCAACAGCUGACUGCACACAUAGACUUCCUGUCCUUUUUUUGUUUUGUUUUUCUACGAACACAAAACAUUGAACUGUUUAAUCAUUUGUCUUAAAAACKGAAUGUACAGACUGGAUUUCUAGGGUUUUGUAUCAGAAAACUCUUAUAAAUAUUUGCAUGUGUAAUAGUGYGUGUUGUUCAUUAAUAAAUUAAAAAUCUUUAAAUUGCUUA
Austrofundulus limnaeus is the source of this 2689-nucleotide messenger RNA. RefSeq names its product bromodomain containing 9 (gene brd9). The transcript is spliced from 16 exons. Gene Ontology annotation, biological process: regulation of transcription by RNA polymerase II. The record is from RefSeq and is a predicted model, not a curated record. Lineage: Eukaryota; Metazoa; Chordata; Actinopteri; Cyprinodontiformes; Rivulidae. The coding region runs from base 475 to 2490 and encodes 671 amino acids. Gene Ontology annotation, cellular component: nucleus.